UUGGUUUUAUUUAUACUCGGAACCCAUCGUGUGUUCCUUUAUUAUUAAAUUAAAUCUUUUCCCUUUAUUUUUACAUUUGUAUAUUUAAUUUUAUGACGGCCCCACACUUUCCACCCAAUAGCCGCGUCUCUUUAUAACUGCUUGAACGCGGCGCCUUUUUCGGGGGAAGUAGUGCCUAGUCAUGGAGUUCCACGUCCCCAACACCGUUAGUUUUCAUCUCUCUCUGCUUAUCCUCGUGGCUUGGUCGUCCGUCCAAGCUUCACACUCAUCAUCCUUGUCAUCCUCAGCCGCCGAAACCAUAUCUAGAUUCCAGCACUACCUUCAAAUCAACACUUCCCAGCCAACCCCAAACUACUACCAAGCCUCUGAUUUCCUCGUCUCCCAAGCCAAAUCCAGCUCCCUCCAAUCUCAGGCCAUCGAAUUCGUCCGAGGGAAGCCCUUUGUGUUGAUAAAAUGGCCUGGCACUAACCCUCAUCUUCCCUCCAUUCUUCUCUACUCCCACACCGACGUUGUUCCCUCUGAGAUUGACAAAUGGAAGUACGACCCCUUCAGCGCUCAUAUUGACGACAACGGCAAUAUAUACGCCCGAGGCUCUCAGGAUAUGAAGUGCGUUGGGAUGCAGUACCUUGAAGCUGUUCGCCGCUUGAAGGCUUCUGGGCUUCAGCCUCUUCGAUCUAUCUACUUGGCCUUUUCUCCUGAUGAGGAGAUUGGUGGGCAGGAUGGUGCAGCCAAGUUUGCUGAAUCUGAGGUUUUCAAGAGUUUGAAUAUCGGCGUAGUGCUUGAUGAAGGAAUGGCUUCCGCGGACGAGAAUUACAGGAUAUUCUAUGCUGAGAGGAGCGCGCGGUGGCUGGUAAUAAAGGCUAUUGGACAACCAGGGCAUGGGUCAAGGCUUUAUGAUAACUCUGCAGCCGAGAAUAUGAUGAAGAGCUUGGAAAGUAUAAGAAGGUUUCGUGCUUCGCAGUUUGAUAUGAUCAAGGCGGGUUUGAUGGCCGAAGGCGAGGUUAUUUCUGUUAAUAUGGCCUAUUCAACGGCUGGAACACCAUCUCCAACUGGUUUUGUCAUGAACUUGCAACCAUCAGAGGCAGAAGUUGGGUUCGAUAUUAGGGUGCCACCAACUGCUGAUCUGGAAUCAUUGGAGAGACGGAUUGCUGACGAAUGGGCACCUGCUUCACGGAAUAUGACAUUCCGGUUCUUAGCGAAAGCACCAGUUCAUGAUGAGUUUGGGAACCCAUUUACCACAAAGACUGACAGUUCCAAUCCCUGGUGGGGCCUGCUUCAAGAUGCCAUCCAAAGGGCCGGUGGAAAACUUCAUGAACCUGGGAUCUUUCCUGCCUCAACCGAUUCUCGCUACUUUCGACGACUGGGAUUGCCUGCAUUUGGAUUCUCACCCAUGGCAAACACCCCUAUUCUGCUUCAUGACCACAAUGAGUUUUUGAACCAGGAAGUGUACCUAAAGGGAAUUACAAUGUAUGAGUCAAUAAUUAAGGCUUAUGCGUCUUAUGUGGAGAAUGAAGGAAAUAGAGCAUCUACAGGUGAUUUAUGAGCAAGUUAUGAAGCAUGUUUUCUUUUGACUUCUGGCGAUUUCUGCGGUGUAUUUUAUCUAAUUGGAUUGUAAUGUAAUAUUCCUUAUGAGCGCGUAGGUUCUUAUAUGUAACAAUAAGUAUUGAAUAAAUGUUUUCAUGAAUAAAUGUCCUGUGCCUGAUCUUCUCACGGGGGA
This is a messenger RNA of Neltuma alba, 1717 nucleotides long. RefSeq names its product aminoacylase-1-like. Lineage: Eukaryota; Viridiplantae; Streptophyta; Magnoliopsida; Fabales; Fabaceae. Bases 182 to 1543 code for a protein of 453 amino acids. Gene Ontology annotation, molecular function: aminoacylase activity. Gene Ontology annotation, biological process: amino acid metabolic process. The record is from RefSeq and is a predicted model, not a curated record. Gene Ontology annotation, cellular component: cytoplasm. The transcript is spliced from 5 exons.